Mycetomoellerius zeteki is the source of this 2824-nucleotide messenger RNA. It is a transcript of the gene Mcm2, whose product is annotated as DNA replication licensing factor Mcm2. NCBI's taxonomy places the organism in Eukaryota, Metazoa, Arthropoda, Insecta, Hymenoptera, Formicidae. Gene Ontology annotation, biological process: mitotic DNA replication initiation; DNA replication; double-strand break repair via break-induced replication. Gene Ontology annotation, cellular component: MCM complex; nucleus. The record is from RefSeq and is a predicted model, not a curated record. The transcript has 15 exons. Bases 164 to 2818 code for a protein of 884 amino acids. Gene Ontology annotation, molecular function: ATP binding; single-stranded DNA helicase activity; single-stranded DNA binding.
CUUUAAUUCAGGAAGAAGUGUUGAGAAGUGUGGCCAAGUGACUUGAUGGUUUGAUUUCCGUGCCAAUUUUGUUAUAAAAGAAGGAAAACGAUCAUUAUAUUGAGUAUUUUGCAAUAAUAUACAAGCAGAAUUGCUUUCACGACGAUAGUAUAUAAACAGCAACAUGAGUCAACCAAGUUCUCCUAUCCAUUCUAACCGACAUACUGAUCCAAUAAGCCAACAAACUUCUCCUGCACCUGAUAUAGAUGAGCCAUUUGAAGAUGAAUCUGAUUUACUUGAUGGAGACCAUGUUGAUAAUGAGGAAGAAGAGGAAGGAGAAGAAUUAUUCGGAGAUAAUAUGGAGGCAGAUUAUCGGCCCAUGUCAGGGUUAGACAGAUAUGAUCCUAAUCUAUUGGAUGACGAAGAAUAUUCAGAAUUGUCUCAGGGCGAACGUUUAGCCGCGGAAACGGAUAUGCGAAAAAGAGAUCGUGCAGCUGGCAUCAUAAGGGAUGAUCGUGAUCUUCUUUACGAUGAAACUGACGAAGAAGAUGUACAAGCACGUAAACGACGUAUGGCUGAAAAGGCUGCUACUGGCAUAUUGGAGGAUGCAGAAAUGAUCGAAUCCAUUGAAAAUUUAGAGGAUACCAAAGGACAUUCAGUAAAGGAAUGGGUUAUGAUGUUAGGACCACGAACGGAAAUUUCGAACCGCUUUAAAAGCUUUCUUCGCACUCAUACAAAUUCCAAGGGACAAUAUAUGUAUAAAGAACGUAUUCGCCAUAUGUGUGAGAGCAAUCAGUCCAGUUUCAUAGUGGAAUUUCCUAUUCUCGCCAGUAAGGAACAUGUUUUGGCCUAUUUUUUACCAGAAGCGCCAUAUCAAAUGCUCGAGAUAUUUGAUGAAGUAGCGAAGGAAUUGGUGCUUACGAUUUUUCCCAGUUACGAGAGAGUCACGUCGGAGAUUCACGUGAGAAUAUCGGAAUUGCCGUUGAUCGAAGAAUUACGCACGUUCAGAAAACUCCACUUGAAUCAAUUGGUUCGAACUCUUGGAGUGGUAACGGCAACUACGGGAGUCCUGCCGCAAUUGUCGGUAGUGAAGUAUGACUGUACAAAAUGCAACUACGUUCUUGGACCAUUCGUCCAAUCUCAAAACACAGAAGUUAAACCAGGCUCUUGUCCCGAAUGUCAGAGUGCCGGUCCAUUUACAAUCAAUAUGGAGCAAACUAUAUAUAGAAAUUAUCAAAAAAUAACUAUACAAGAAUCCCCGGGUAGAAUACCCGCUGGCAGAAUACCGCGCAGCAAAGAUUGCAUUCUGCUGUCCGACCUGUGUGAUCGUUGCAAACCAGGGGACGAGAUAGACGUCACAGCUAUUUAUACCAAUAAUUAUGAUGGUUCUUUGAACACUGAACAGGGCUUCCCAGUAUUCUCCACAGUUCUAUUAGCUAAUCAUUUAUUUGUCAAAGAUUCGAAAGAAAUCGUAGAUUCGCUGACGGAAGAGGACAUCUCGAGUAUACUCGCUCUAAGUAAAGAUCAGCGCAUCGCGGAUCGUAUAGUCGCGAGUAUCGCGCCUUCAAUUUACGGCCAUGAAAACAUAAAGAGAGCCUUAGCACUGGCGAUAUUUGGUGGCGAGCCAAAGAAUCCUGGCAACAAGCACAAAGUUCGCGGUGAUAUAAAUGUUUUGCUGUGCGGAGAUCCUGGCACCGCUAAGUCACAAUUUUUGAAAUAUGUGGAGAAGGUGGCACCGAGGGUUAUCUUCACAACAGGUCAGGGUGCUUCGGCCGUUGGUUUGACUGCUUACGUUAGGAGAUCACCUAUUAACAGAGAAUGGACCUUGGAAGCUGGGGCUUUGGUUCUUGCCGAUCAUGGAAUAUGCCUCAUCGAUGAAUUCGACAAAAUGAAUGAUCAGGACAGAACGUCUAUUCAUGAAGCUAUGGAGCAACAGAGUAUUUCUAUUUCGAAGGCCGGUAUCGUUACAUCUCUUCACGCAAGAUGCGCAGUGAUAGCGGCGUCUAAUCCCAUCGGUGGUCGAUACGAUCCCAGUAUGACCUUUGCAGAAAAUGUGGACCUAUCAGAACCGAUUCUCUCGCGAUUUGAUGUAUUGUGUAUAGUCAAGGAUGAGGUUGAUCCCAUGCAAGAUCGUCAUCUGGCCAAAUUUGUCGUAAAUUCGCACAUCAAGCAUCAUCCAACAGAUAAUUCAGAGAGAACGGAGAGAACGCAAGCCGUAGUACUGGAUCCUGCCACGCAAAAUCUAUGCAUUCCUCAAGAUCUUUUAAAAAAGUAUAUCGUUUAUGCGAAGCAGAAUGUACAUCCGAAGCUGACCAGCAUCGAUCAAGACAAAGUGGCAAAAUUGUACAGUCAAUUAAGACAGGAAAGCUUGGCGACUGGCAGUUUACCAAUCACCGUCCGUCACAUAGAAAGCAUUAUUCGUAUGGCGGAGGCUAGUGCAAAGAUGCAUCUGAGGGAUCACGUUCAGGAGAGUGAUAUGAACCUGGCCAUCAGGAUGGUUCUCGAUAGUUUUGUCGACACGCAGAAAUAUUCCGUUAUGAAAUCUAUGCGUCAGACGUUCCAGAAAUAUCUAUCGUACAAGAAAGAUCACAGUGAACUUUUGUAUUACAUACUGCGACAAAUUACUUUAGAUACUUUAGCAUUUCAAAAAGCUUUGCACGGCGGACGUAUCACGACCGUCGAGAUCCCUGAGAAGGAUUUGUUGGAACGGGCGAAGCAAAUUGACAUACAUAAUUUACAUCCGUUCUACGAGAGUGACAUAUUCAAGACAAACAGUUUUAUUUACGAACCAAGAAGGAAAGUAAUAGUACAGACUCUGCCCGAAGGCAUUGAAGAUUGAUCCGGA